Molecule: messenger RNA, 1748 nt
Organism: Glossina fuscipes
Lineage: Eukaryota; Metazoa; Arthropoda; Insecta; Diptera; Glossinidae
Gene: Hibch
Product: 3-hydroxyisobutyryl-CoA hydrolase, mitochondrial
Exons: 4
Coding region: 122-1246 (374 amino acids)
Biological process (GO): L-valine catabolic process
Cellular component (GO): mitochondrion
Molecular function (GO): 3-hydroxyisobutyryl-CoA hydrolase activity
Source: RefSeq, a predicted model, not a curated record
AAUAGCAAAUAAGUUUAGCUGCGAUUUACAGGAAUAUAGCAGUUUACUAGUUUAAUUAUAUUGCGCAAUCUCGUUUGGAUACCGCGUCAAAUAUUUUAGAAAAAAACAAGUAGCUUACAAAAUGCCUAUACAACGCAUUAUCUGUGGUUUAGGACAACGUACCUUGCCCUUUUUUAAUAAUAACAGUAACACAUCGCAGAUCGUACGCAAAAUGUCUUCUUCGGUAUUGGCCACUGAAUCAUCUACGAAGGGCAUGAUUAUUUUAAAUCGACCGAAAGCAUUAAACGCCAUUAAUUUAGAGAUGGUGCGGAAAAUUUACAAACAUUUGAAAAAAUGUGAGAAAACCAAAUCUUUAAUGAUCAUCAAAGGAACCGGAGAUAAGGCUUUCUGUGCGGGUGGUGAUGUGAGAACAAUUGUUGAAUCCGGGCCGACGGAAGAAUCGAAAACUUUCUUUCGUGAAGAAUAUACGACAAACGCAUUGAUAGGCAAUUAUAAAAUACCAUAUAUUGCCUUAAUUGAUGGUAUUACCAUGGGCGGCGGCGUCGGCCUUUCUGUUCAUGGUAAAUAUCGCGUAGCUACAGAACGCACAUUAUUUGCUAUGCCCGAAACAGCAAUUGGUCUGUUUCCGGAUGUCGGAGGAUCGUAUUUCCUGCCACGCUUACAAGGAAAGCUCGGGCUCUUCUUGGGUUUGACUGGCCAUCGCCUAAAAGGUGAAGAUGUUUUAAAAGCUGGUAUUGCUACCCACUAUUGCGAUAGUUCGAAAUUAAGCGAUUUGGAGACAACGUUAUUAAAUUGUCCAGAUGCUGACGAGGUACCAGAUAUACUUAACAAAUUUAAUAAACCAUCGGAUAAACUAUUCAGUUUGGAUCCGUUACUUGAAAAAAUUAACAAAUGCUUUGACGGUGAAAGCGUUGAGGAUAUAAUUGAAAAUUUGAGAACAGACGGUAGUGAAUGGGCUUUAAAAACAGUAGAGACUCUUAGCAAAAUGUCGCCGACAUCAUUGAAAGUAACCCAUCGACAAUUGGAAUUAGGUGCUAAACUCUCACUGCCACGAUGUUUGAAUAUGGAAUAUCGUAUAGUUUUACGUCAUUUGCAGGAUAGCGAUUUUAAGGAGGGCGUACGUGCCAUGCUUAUCGAUAAAGAUCAAAAACCGAAAUGGCAGCCAAACACUUUGGAAGCGGUUACUGAAGAGCGCGUACAAUCAUAUUUUGCUCGAUUAUCCGAUAUGGAAGAACUUAAACUGUAAAUUGUUCUUCUUAUGAUUGUCGUAAAUCGUUGUUUUCUUGUUGAUGUUUUUUUUUUGUUCAUGCACGAUUUUACUGGCUAUGAGGCCGGCAAUCAAAAUUGUUUUAAGUUUGCUGAAUGUGAAUGUGUGCCUGCACUUUUCCUUCAUGCUAUCCAUUAUAUUUCCAAUUUCCAAUUGGAUGUUGCUAAAGCGUUCAUUUAUGGGUAUAAGCGUAUAAGUGUAGUAGAGAGGGAGUACUACUAUGUGUUCACAUCUUAGAACAUUCCACACUGGGGCGUUUUACAUCCAAUGAAAUUGUUAUUACAUCCCGUUGAAAUUGUUUUCAUUGUAUAUAUAUAUAUACAUACAUACAUAUAUGUAUAUCAGCGUAGAAUUCAUAUAAUAUGCAUACGCACGUUUAAAUAUUGGCACAACAACACUUUUUUGUUUAACUGAUAACUGAUAUUUUUCUGAAUGAGUUUUUUUGUUUUUCUUAUUUGUGUCAAUUUCUUUCUUUUUCAAU